Drosophila gunungcola (fruit fly) is the source of this 7324-nucleotide messenger RNA. Its product is annotated as neurexin-1. The record is from RefSeq and is a predicted model, not a curated record. Bases 1028 to 6631 code for a protein of 1867 amino acids. The transcript has 13 exons. Lineage: Eukaryota; Metazoa; Arthropoda; Insecta; Diptera; Drosophilidae.
GGAGCUUUCGUUAUCCGUUGGAAACAGUGCGAAGAAAUUAAGUUUGAAAUUGCAGUUCAGUCUUGUCGUGGAUGCAGCGUGGAUCGAUAUCGGAGCCCAGAGUAGCGGAAGGCGCUGUUUAGCAAAUUUCGACACACUAAAUUUUUCUACCCCUCAAAAUUGAACCGAAAAAUCUGCAAGAAUUAUAUUCCCUCACUCAAAACGAAUACGCGUCGUGCCACAAGCCAGCCCAAAUCGUUACAUAAAGUAAAAGCGACCAAAUAUCACGGAAUACAAAUUGUGUAAUUGAACAGAGAUCAAAGUGUGUGCAAAAAAUGAAACGUACCCAAUCAAUAAAUCAAUCGAUACGCAUAAAUAAAUGAUUAGUUGGCUGUGGAAGAAAGUCAAGAAAGUGCCCUUUUUGGGGGCAUUCGGUGUGUUAGGUGCUUAGAAAAUUUUUCGCGACAUGCAGUGAAAAUUUUUUCCGAUUUUUAGUAUGUACAUGUACGUUGGAGCGCUCGUGGGCGCCACGAAAUCGGGUGGCAGGGGUAUCCGGCGAGCUUUUGGCCAGACCAUGGCCCCCCGAAUUGGUAGUACAGCCGCAGCUGUCCGAGUAACGGUUGUCUGACCCCGGAACGAUGCAAAAUAUGUGCCCAUUUUUAAUUAGUUUGCCAAAUAUUAUGCAAAUGAAGUGUACCAAAUGCCAAAAACUCAAGGUGCUCAGCAUUAAGGACCAAGAAACCAGGCAAAAUUACAAGCAAUAAUCAGUGCAGUGAAGUUAACAGUGGAAUAGUACCGUAAACAGUCCUGUUAGCUCCCCAAAGGAGCUUUCACUCUCCCGCGCUCUCCCACUCUCUUUUUGGCAGGCGCGGAUAAAACGGAUUCUCGACUCUAACACCAACGCAAGGACACACGAAAAGCUUGCGCUCAAGGACUGGAAUACGCGAGAAGCGAUAGAGUGUUAGAGAGAGAGAGAGAGUGCCACUUUACGUUUACGCGCGCAACGUGCGUAGGUGCCUCUGUGUGGGUGAGCAGCCUGUGAGUGUGAAUGAAGGUGCCACAUAGUGCAACAUAUCAGAAUAACAACUAUGCUCCUGCGGCCAUGACAGCCACCAUGGACAGGGAUCAUCAGCAGCAGCAGGAGCUGAGGCUCCUGCCCGCCCAGCGCAGCACCGGCCACGCCUCCACCUCCAGCACCUCCGCCUCCGCCUUCGCCUCCCCGGACUUGCGGUUCAACAAGGCCCGUCGCCGGCGGAGAAGCGAGCAAGUGCCUCCCGUGAUCGUGGAAUACCGCCGCUCAUACCGCGUGCUCAUCGUCAGCGCCCUGCUGGUCAGUUUGGCGGCCAGUUUCGUAACCCUCAGCGCCGGCUUCCAGCUGGAUGGAUCCCAGAACUCCUUCUACACGUUCCGCAAGUGGUACACUGGGCUGAAUGGCACGCUCGAGUUGGAGUUCAAGACGGAGCAGCCGAACGGAUUGGUCCUCUACACCGACGACGGUGGCACCUACGACUUCUUCGAACUGAAGCUGGUGGAAGGAGCCCUCCGGUUGAGAUACAACCUGGGCGGUGGAGCCCAGAUCAUCACCGUGGGCAGGGAGCUGCACGAUGGCCACUGGCACAAGGUGCAGGUCCUGCGGAACGACGAGCAGACCUCGCUCAUCGUCGACGGAGUCUCGCAGCAGCGGUCCACCAAGGGCAAGGAGUUCCAGUUCGGCAAGUUCGCCAGCAACUCGGACGUCUAUGUGGGCGGCAUGCCCAACUGGUACAGCAGCAAGCUGGCCCUGCUCGCCCUGCCCAGCGUCAUCUUCGAGCCGCGUUUCCGGGGCGCCAUCCGGAACCUGGUCUAUGCGGAUCAGCCCGGCGGAUCCACCAGGCGCCAGGAGAUCAAGCAGCAGCGGGACAUCAAGUGCGGCGAUGUGCCCUGCGACCACGGCGAACUGCCCGCCCGCGAAAGGCCCCUCAGGGGCGUUCGUGGCAACACUACCGAUGCCUGCGAGCGGAACGAUCCGUGCCAGCACGGCGGCAUCUGCAUCUCCACUGAUUCCGGUCCAAUUUGCGAGUGUCGAAACCUCGAGUACGAUGGCCAGUAUUGUGAGAAGGAGAAGGCGCCAUCGGAAGCAACGUUCCGCGGUACACAGUUCCUCUCGUACGACUUGGGCCAGACGGGCGCCGAGCCGAUAGUGAGUGCCCAGGAUGCCAUAUCCUUCUACUUCCGCACGCGCCAGCCAAAUGGCCUCUUGUUCUACACGGGCCACGGCACGGACUAUCUGAAUCUGGCGCUGCGGGAUGGAGGCGUCUCUUUGACCAUGGGUUUGGCCAAUGGCAAGCAGGAGAUGCACAUCAAGCCGUCGAAGGUGCGCUUCGAUGAUCACCAGUGGCACAAGGUCACCGUGCACCGUCGCAUCCAGGAGAUCUCCUCCAUCACCAGCUUUUGUAGGCUGGUCACUGUGGUGGACGAUGUGUACACGGAUCACUCGCACAUCGCUGGCAAGUUCACCAUGCUCUCCUCCUCGCGAGUUUAUGUGGGUGGUGCCGUCAAUCCCAGGGCUCUUUUGGGCGCCCGUGUCCACACCAACUUCGUGGGCUGUCUGCGCAAAGUGGAGUUCUCGGCGGACACGUUGAAUCUGAACCUCAUAGACCUGGCCAAGAGCGGCUCGAAACUAAUCCAGGUGGCUGGCAAUCUGGAGUACCAGUGCCCCAGUGGCGAUCCACAGGAUCCCGUGACCUUUACCACCCGCGAAUCGCAUUUGGUUCUGCCUCCUUGGGAAACUGGCAAGCAGAGUUCUAUCAGCUUCAAGUUCCGCACCAAGGAGCCCAAUGGCAUCAUUGUCCUGGCCACAGGAUCCAAGCAGCCAAGGGCCAAGAAUCCCGUUUUGAUUGCCAUCGAGCUGCUGAAUGGCCACAUCUACAUCCAUUUGGACCUCGGAUCCGGGGCGUCCAAGGUGCGAGCCUCGCGACGUCGCGUGGACGAUGGCGACUGGCAUGACCUGAUUCUGCGGCGGAAUGGACGCGACGCCAAGGUGAGCGUGGAUGGCGUUUGGAACGACUUCCGGACGCCCGGCGACGGCACCAUCCUCGAGCUGGACGGGCACAUGUACCUGGGCGGAGUGGGACCCGCCUACAAUAGCGUGGCCUGGCCGGCGGCCAUUUGGACGGCCACUUUGCGCCAGGGAUUCGUGGGCUGCUUGCGUGACCUGGUGCUGAGUGGCAAGGCGAUCGAUAUAGCGGCCUUUGCACGCGUCCAGGAUUCGGCCUCCGUGAAGCCAUCGUGCCACGUGCAGGCCAACGUGUGCAAUGGCAAUCCCUGCCUGAACGGAGGCACCUGCCUGGAGGGCUGGAACCGACCCAUCUGCGACUGCUCGGCCACCUUGUACGGCGGACCCACCUGCGGCCGGGAACUGGCCACGCUGGCCUUCAACGGCAGCCAGCACAUGACCAUCUGGCUGGGCAACGGACAGGGCACCAAGACGCAGACCGAGGAGCUGGUCAUCCGCUUCAAGACCUCGCGUCCGGCGGGACUCCUGCUGUUGACCAGCGCCGAGUCCAACUCCCCGGACCGGCUGGAGAUCGCUCUGGUGGCGGGAAGGGUGCGGGCCAGUGUGCGGCUGAGCGACCGCGAGAAGAACCUGCUGGCCGGCCAGUCGGUGCUCAACGACAACAACUGGCACACGAUCCGGUUCUCGCGCAGAGCCUCCAAUCUGCGGCUACAAGUUGACGGGGCUCCCCCCGUCAGGGGUAUGUUAUCCGAAACGAUCCUGGGCCGCCACAGCACCAUGGAGAUCCGCUCGAUCCACCUGGGCGGUCUCUUCCACGCCGAGGAGGAGAUCCAGAUGACCUCCACCAUGCCGAACUUUGUGGGCCAGAUGCAGGGAUUGGUUUUCAAUGGCCAGCGAUAUUUGGACAUUGCCAAGAGCCUGGGACCGGAGCUCUCGGCUCUGCCCAGUGCCACCUUCAAGUUGACGGCCCGCUUCGUGAACUCUCCGGCCGGACAGCCCUACCAUGCGGCCACCUUCCGCUCCAAGCACUCCUACGUGGGGCUGGCCAUGUUGAAGGCCUACAACAGCAUCUCCAUUGAUUUCCGUUUCAAGACAGUGGAACCCAAUGGCUUGCUGGUCUUCAAUGGCGGACGACGCAAUGAUUUCGUGGCAGUCGAACUGGUUAAUGGGCACAUACACUACACCUUCGAUUUGGGCGAUGGACCGGUGACGAUGAGGGACAAGUCCCGCAUCCACAUGAACGACAACCGCUGGCAUCAGGUCAGCAUCAGGCGUCCGGGACCCAAGACCCACACGCUCACCGUGGACGACUCCUUCGAGAUCAUUAGUUUGACUGGAAACAAUAUGCACUUGGAGCUGGCGGGCAUCCUGUACAUUGGCGGCGUCUUCAAGGACAUGUACUCCAAGCUGCCGGCCUCGAUCUCCUCGAGGUCUGGCUUCGAGGGCUGUCUGGCCUCCUUGGACUUGGGCGAUGCCUCUCCCUCGCUGACCAGCGAUGCAGUGGUUCCCAGCUCCCUGGUGGUCACUGGCUGCGAGGGACCCACCAAGUGCAGCCAGAAUGCCUGUGCCAAUCGGGGAAACUGUGUGCAGCAGUGGAAUGCCUACGCCUGCGAGUGCGACAUGACCUCCUACACAGGACCCACCUGCUACGAUGAAUCGAUAGCCUAUGAGUUUGGCAACAACAAGGGCAUGGUGCAGUACGCAUUCCCCGAAAACGCACAGGCUGACACCGAGGAGGACAACAUUGCCAUGGGCUUCAUAACGACCAGGCCGGAUGCGGUGCUCCUGCGGGUGGAGAGCGCCACCACGCAGGACUACAUGGAGCUGGAGAUUGUGGAGGGCAACAUCUUCAUGGUGUACAACAUUGGGAGCGUGGACCUGCCGCUGGGGGAGAUCGGGACGAAGGUGAACGACAAUGCCUACCAUGUGGUGAGGUUCCAGCGGAAGGGAGGCAAUGCCACGCUACAGCUGGACGACUACAAUGUGCAGGCCCUCACGCCGCAGAGCCACCAUUCCACCGUGUUCAAUACCAUGUCCAACGUUCAGGUCGGCGGCAAGUUCAGUCGGAACGGCCGCAAUCGCAUUGAGCGGCCGUUCGCCGGCGUGAUUGCCGGACUGUCGGUGAACAAGUUGCGCAUUCUGGACUUGGCCGUCGAACGCGACCCCCAUAUCACCAUCCGCGGAGAUGUUCAAUUGGUAACUGGAGUAUUAGAUAGAAAUGAUCUGCAGAGAAUGCAGCAGACUUUGAACUCUACUCGACAGACGCCGGCGAGUGGUUAUCCGGGUGCGCUGGACGAUCUGAUCUUCUCGGGAGCCGGAUCCGGAUGUCGUGGCGACGACGAGGACGAGUGCACGCCACCGUUUGAGUCCGGAAGCGGAGAUGAUCUGAUAACGCCGGUUUAUGUGCCGCCCACCAAGCAGACAACCACCUUCCAGCAGGGAAAUAGCCUGAGCACGGGUGGGAAUAACAGUGGCGGUGGAGGCAACACCAAUGGCACGGAGCGGGCCUGCGACGAUGAGGACUGCGUCCAUGGAUCCGGCGACUACGGCGAGACCACGGAGCAGUUCACCUCGACGAGCACGGCCCGGGGUUCAGAGUCCAACAAUGAGAUGGUGCCGAUAACCACGACGGGACGCAGCGAUGUGACCACGGAGCAGCAGCAGCAGCAUGGCAGCAGUAGCAGCUCCAGCAGCAUGAGCGGCAGUACCCCAUCCUAUGCCACCACGCAGUCAUCGAGCAGCAGCAGCGGAGGAUCAGGAUCAGGAUUAGGAUCAGGAGUAUCGGGAAGCAGCACGCCGGGACAAGUAAGCAGCACGAGCAGCAGUGUGGCCACCACGUCCACGCAGAGGGCCAUCAGCAGCAGCACCAGCACGAGCACCAGUUCGACGUCCACGACCACCACAACCACCACCACGCAGUCCACUCCGCCGCCGGAGAUCCGGAGCACGGUCACGGAGCGGGACACCACCACAUACGAUGUGUAUGUGGCAGGUGGCGGCCUAGGCGGAUCCGGACGCAAUGACCACGAUCGCAUGCAGCUGCCCGAUGAGCACCAUCCACUGCCACCACUGCCGCCUCCGAUUCCGCCGCAGGAUCCCCCACCAUACGGGCCCUAUGGCGGGAACACCUACAACACCAACAUGAACAACAACUACCGGCCAAAGAGCAAGGGCGGCAGGAUCAACUCGAUCGAGGAGGAGCGCACCGCCAUGAUCAUUGGCAUAGUGGCCGGCAUACUCAUCGCAGUGGUGCUGGUUAUCCUGCUGGUCCUGUGGCUCAAAUCGAAUGGCGAUCGUGGCUACAAGACGGAGAGUGAGAAGGCCGCUGCCUACGGCUCGCACAAUCCCAAUGCCGCUCUGCUCGGGAAUACCAGCACUAAUGGAUCUUACCAUCAGCAGAGGCAGCACCAUCUGCAGGGCGGAGGAGGAGGAGGAUUAGGAGCCGGUGGAGGAGGAGCAGGACAACAGCAGCAUCAUGGCCAACAGCAGAUGCACAAUGGCCAUAAUGGAAACGGAGGAGGUGGCGGCGGCGGCAUGAUGUCAAGCGGAAGUGGGUCACUGGGCUACGGCAGCGAUGGACGACCCCAGAUGGCGGGCCUAGUCCAGCCGAAGGCCAAGAAGCGCGACUCCAAGGACGUCAAGGAGUGGUAUGUGUAAGGCGAUGUAGGGUCGCAAGGAAUUAUCGUCAAAUUAGCAAUAAAUGCAAAUAGUGCAAAGCGAGCCGAAAGUGAAAGUCCCCCCUAAGAUACACACUCGAACACACACACACACACAUAAGCGUAUAUAAAUAUAUAUAUUUAUUUAGCAGCCUCAUAAAGUUAAUUAAACAAUUAGACGUCGGACACUGGGUGUACAAACGGAAAGGCAAGGAUAAUAAUAACCAAUAAACGAUGGCUGAUAGCGUUAGCAGCAAGGAGAUGGACACGCAAAUACUUUAGACAAGUGCAUCUGGCCAGGAGCAUUGGUUCACCCUAAAGAGUAACGUUUAGAUUACGCCUAAGAAAUUAUAGCUUCAACAUCAAAGACUUGCUAGUAGAGAUCUACCACUGGAGCCACUGGAGCAGCCAAGCCACAUCCAUCAGCGAAUAAGCAAAUGAAUUACACUAAACGAAUACAAACUAUAUAUAUUAUAUAUAUCACAACGUUACGAUCAAAUUAUGCCACUAGCCAAUCAAGUAAUUGUGUAAAAUAUUUCGCCACAAAGUAUGCUAUGAAAAGUUCGAAGGAAGAGAAUCCAAUUAAACCGCAAAUCUUCUAGCAAAAAAAAAAAGCAAAGAAACCUAACAGAUUAGCAGAAAUUCAAUAUAAAAGUACUUAAAUUAUAUAUAUAUAUUUAUAUGUAAACGUAAA